This is a messenger RNA of Diutina rugosa, 864 nucleotides long. RefSeq names its product bifunctional protein farnesyltransferase/protein geranylgeranyltransferase (gene RAM2). Bases 1 to 864 code for a protein of 287 amino acids. Gene Ontology annotation, biological process: protein farnesylation; protein geranylgeranylation. NCBI's taxonomy places the organism in Eukaryota, Fungi, Ascomycota, Pichiomycetes, Serinales, Debaryomycetaceae. The record is from RefSeq and is a predicted model, not a curated record. Gene Ontology annotation, cellular component: CAAX-protein geranylgeranyltransferase complex; protein farnesyltransferase complex; cytoplasm. The transcript has a single exon. Gene Ontology annotation, molecular function: CAAX-protein geranylgeranyltransferase activity; protein farnesyltransferase activity.
AUGUCGCUGGAAGAGGAAUCGCCCUAUUCGUUUGACGACGUCACCCCUCAGCCGCUAGAUGCGCUGCCAGUGUGCAAUAUCAUGUACAGCGACGAGUACCGGGCGGAGGUGGGGACGCUAUUGGCGCUCAUGAACCGCCACGAGAUCAGCGAGCGGGCGCUCUGGCUCACCGAGCAGGUGCUUGACCAGCUUGCGCUGCACUACCUGGUGUGGAUCUACCGGUUUGACCUCGUCAAGGGGCUUAACAAGCUGAUCGUGGACGAGCUCGAGUGGUGUGAGCAGAUCGCCCUCGACAACGAGAAAAACUACCAGAUCUGGAACUACCGCCAGUUGUUGAUUGAGCACGCGACGAAAGACGGCGGCGAGUUCAGCGCCAAGCGCGAGCUUCCGUUGAUCAGCGCCAUGCUCGACGCUGAUUGCAAGAACCACCACGUAUGGCUGUACCGGUGGUGGCUCGUGCGACGGUUUAAGCUCGAUACGCCUGAAGAGCUCGAGUGGGUGCUGUCAAUGCUUGCCCAGGACCUCAGAAACAACCUGGCGUGGUCACACCGUUACCUGGUGGUGUUCAGCAUGGGCGGCGCCAUUAGCGAUGAUGUGGUGCGGCGAGAGAUAGAUUAUACGGAAAAGGCGAUCGCCCAGUGUCCCCAGAACCCGCUGAGCUGGAACUACUUGCGGGGCAUCUACCGCAAGUACGGCGCCCAGUGCUCGCUGCGACCGCUCCACCAGUUGGCUGACGGCUAUCGCGACGUGCUGCUUCCGGCGUUGGAGGUGUUGGCUGAACACGACCCGAGUUAUUACCUGCGUCUUGCAGAGGUCGAUCCGAUCCGGAGACACUACUGGGCUGCGUUGAGCCAGCCAUGUUAG